AAUGGUCGUCUGCGUCACGCACGGGUGACAGUGUGUGACGGGAGUGUAGCGACACGACUGAACACGAACACACACACCUCCGCCAUUCCCACUCCGGCAACAUCAUGGGCGGCAGACAGUACUGUAUGCUUAUCUUCAUCUUGUUCAUCCUGCUGGCGGCGUUUGGACUCAACAUAGUGGGUAUACUGACCGACAACUGGUAUGAGGUGAAGACGACCGACCCCAGCCUCAACAGCACGACGAAACAUGCGUGGAACUACCACUACGGCAUGUGGCGGCGGUGUUUCGACACCAUCCCCGAAGGCAUUCCAAUAACGGAGAGGUCCGGGAAGUGUAUUACCACGUACAGAGAUCUGAUCAAGCGGAACGAAGACGCGUUGACAAACGAUGAAAGGAUUAAACUUCAUGUCUCACGAGCGCACGUGGCCUUUGCUAUCGUCUGUGGAGCUGCAGAGUUAUCUGCCCUGAUUGUCCUGCUGUGCGGAAUGUGGCCCGGGAACUGUCGGCGGGUCCUGAAAGGAGGCUUGUUCCUGACAACAUCUCUCAUCCUGUUCUUUGCAACAAUAUGUGGUAUUACUAGCGGCAUCUGUUUUAUCGCCUUGAGAGAUCUGGACCAAUCACGUUACGCCAUUUACCCCGACGGAGUGACGUCAAACUACACGUGGUCAUUCAUGAUUCAUUGGAUUGGAACCGGACUCUGCUUAGUGGACAGUUUUAUUCUGCUGUGCUUGAUCAGAAGGACAUACGAUGACGUCACAGAAUUAGGCGCUUAUUCAGCAUACCACACCAUGUAGCAAUCUAUUGCAUCAACAAAAAGAACAGCAAUUGAAUUUUUUUCAUUCUUCAAAGUAUCAUCUGGCAAUACACAAUGGGCGGGAUUUACCACGCUGUUUCUGUCAUACAUGCGUGUAACUGCAUACAUUUACUAUGCAUAAACACUUGCGUUCAAGAAAAACAGGCUUCAUUAAUUCGGCGCACUGUUUUAAAAACCAAACAGGAAGAUAACUAUAGAACGUUGUAGUGCACUCGUACUUGAGCUGUGUGUUAGAGCUCGGUGUUGGGGCAUCGCUCUUAACAGUACCAUUUGCUAGACAUGUGAAAAUUAUAAUAAUGGCUCGAGAAUUCCUGAUUAAGAUGAAAAUGGUAACAAUAUUUCACAAAUGUUCCCCUUUGACUAUAGCUUGUCUCAUGUCACACGAAUAACAAAGGUCACUAGCACGCUCAGGCGCGUGUUCAGGAAAUUGUUUUAAGGGUGGGGGUUAGACUAUCUUGACUGGAGAGCGAAGGUUUUAGGAGAGUCGGGUAAUGAAUCACUGAAAAAUACAUUAAAAACCCCCAUUGUUUUGGAGCAGGGGUAGGGUUUCGACGAUCAUUACCACCCAAUUCCACUCCACCGCCCACCACCCGCAAGUGAGGCCGACAUUGCUUAAAAUCGGCAGUUUCUAGUUUAGUACAAGACUUGCUAUUUAAACUGACGCUUAGCAAGCCUUGAUGUCUAAAGCCUAUUUGGUGAAACUGUAGCAAAUUGGAAUGUCCAAAGAUUUUCUAGUUUAACUGUAUCACUCGGUGGUGUUCAGAGGUUCUUCGCUUAAUCUUUAAACUGAUAUCGCCAUAUUUUGCAACCAGACUGUAAUAUUCAAGGUAUCAAUAAACCAGUGCCAUGCUAACGUUCACAUACUUUUAGAGAACUGUAUUUUUAUGCAUAAUAGAUUUUUGUUUUGUUUUUAAAUGGUACGUACAUGUAUAAAUAGGAAUUAUGAAAUUUAGAAAUUUGAAGCAGGUUUUUAAUCAAACUUUUAUUUUGGAUGUUGGAUUGGAAAUACCAUUUUCAUUUUCUCCUUAAAAAUUAGUUAAACGCAAUAUAUAUUGCCACCAGUCUACAAUGUACUUAAAAGUUUAACACAUUUUAACAUUUUGAAAGCCUCUUUAUACCCUGACCCAGAUGUUACAAAAAGCUCAUUAGCCUAUAAACACUGAUAUGCUAAGAAGUCAAACAAAUUUAUAAUCAAACUGUGUGACACACUACAUGCUUCACAACAACUACUUAUCAAGCUGUGAUAUUCUAAUAACGUCAAACUAAUAAGGUAGGGCAAUUAGUGUGUUGUCGGCAAUGGGUAUAUCUAGAGAAAAUAAAAUGGAAUUCUUUGAACUGGUUCCCAAAGUGAAUCUGUCACUAUUUGAACUGGAUAUGUGUGUCUCGACUACGACGACUCGGUAAGUAUGCGAUAACAUCAAAAGGCUUACCACCAACCAAACUAUGUGGCAGCCGAAUAACUUGCAUAAUACAGAAGAUAAGUUAAGAAGGAUGUGCGGGUGUUUGCUUUGUAUACGUAUUUCGCUACUCAGUACAUCGCUAUAUAUUCGUAUAUGUACUAAUAGAAAUGUAAUGCUGUAUAUAGGUUUAAGUAUUAUUGUGUACUUUUUUCUUAUUUUGGUAAUUCCAUUUCCAUUACAGUUUCACAACAACCAAUGUAUUUUGUAUAUACGUGAGAUGUAACAUAGAUUAUUAGUUUGGUUUUUAAUUGAUAUCUCAGCAAUAUGUACAGCAAUAUCCAAUUAUGUUAUUAGUAAAACAAAUCUUUUGGUUUUACUGAACGCUCAAAAUAUGUCUGUACAUCACGAUGAUUUUUGUCUCGGCAAUAGUUUUCAUAGAAAUAGAUUUUUAUAUUGAUGUACUAUUUUGUUUUAUGAAUUAUUUAUGUAACAGAGAUGUAUAAAAUAUAGUAUUGUAUGUAACAUGCAUUAAAGCAUCGACGCCAUUAGGAAGUUAAUGAACGUUUUUAAAAAUAAACAAAAACAAACAUA
This is a messenger RNA of Gigantopelta aegis, 2805 nucleotides long. RefSeq lists its product as uncharacterized. Bases 105 to 794 code for a protein of 229 amino acids. The transcript is spliced from 4 exons. Lineage: Eukaryota; Metazoa; Mollusca; Gastropoda; Neomphalida; Peltospiridae. Gene Ontology annotation, cellular component: plasma membrane. The record is from RefSeq and is a predicted model, not a curated record.